AUGGUAUCCACGCGCCAGCACCCAAGAGAGUUCCCUCCCCCGGAGGCAUCCCCCACGAAGGGUUCUCCGCGCAAGAGCUCGCGCAACUCGACUGCGUCGCCUGCACCCGGCUCGCCCGACCUCACCUCCUCGCCCACGUCCAAGUCGCUCACCAGGCGCGCUGUCUCGAACUCAAUCGCAGCUUCUUCUUCGUCGUCCUCUGCUCCUGGAGCUUGGGCGCACACGGCGUCUAACAUCACCAUCCUCUGGGUCACCUUCAGCCUCCCCCUGGUAAUCUGGGACGCCAUUUACAUCCUGGCGCGUCCGCACACAAUGGCAGGAGGAGCUAUUCAGUGGCCCCUAUGGAAGCCGUACGAGAUCUACGCGAGCAUCGACUACGUGUAUGGUUGGCCCGGGUGGAACGAUAAUAAUGGGUUUGCCGCGGCGCAGGGGGUACUCAAUGCGAUUGAGUGCGUGCUUUAUGGUUUGUAUAUAAUGAUUAUCUUUAACCAUGGAGUUGCGGCCCCCGGGGGUACCGGCUUGCAGGUUGGCCGAGGUCUGAGAGGGUGGAUCGCGGGCGGUAUGAAGGUUGAGGGGAAGACGGGGAACAGGGCGCUGGUGAUCGGAUUUUCGGCGGCGCUUAUGACGUUCAGCAAGACGCUUCUGUACUAUCUGACUGAGUACUACUCUGGUUUCGAGAAUACCAAGCACAACGAUUGGAUUACCCUCGUCCUUUUCUAUGGCGUCAUGAACGGAUGUUGGCUCGUCUUCCCGGCAUACAUGACGUUCACCUUCGGUUCCGACCUCCUAAACGGUCUUGACGCCGCCACGGAAUCUUCGUCCAAGAAGAAGAAUUAG
This is a messenger RNA of Trematosphaeria pertusa, 837 nucleotides long. RefSeq lists its product as uncharacterized. The coding region runs from base 1 to 837 and encodes 278 amino acids. The transcript has 3 exons. Lineage: Eukaryota; Fungi; Ascomycota; Dothideomycetes; Pleosporales; Trematosphaeriaceae. The record is from RefSeq and is a predicted model, not a curated record.